GUCACUGUCAAAAUCAGAUGUUUUCGAUCGCGCGUGUGAUGGUGAUGUGAUUAUUUUCUAAUUUAAUAUUUUUCAAUAAUACCAGAGUUUAUCAAUACAACCUAACACAAUGAACCUAAAUAAGUUUCCCCGUUUUUGUUACCGACGACUUUUAAGCAACAGAAGUUCAAACUUCUUUAGAUUUAAUACAUACAGUCAAAGUUCUAAUUGCGCUAUUCUAGGCAUAGAAACAUCUUGUGAUGAUACGGGUUGUGCCAUUAUAAACCAAGAUGGUAAAGUUUUAAGUGAUGUUGUCCAUUCGCAGAAUCUUAUACACCUGAGGAAUGGUGGUAUAAUCCCAGACAUUGCCCAAGAUUUACACAGAGCAAACAUAGAACCAGCUAUAUCAGGAAUACUGCAAGAAGCUAACAUGACAAUGGCAGAUAUUUCUGCUAUUGCUGUCACACUAGAACCAGGACUACCAUUGAGUUUAGUUGUGGGAAUGAAGUAUGCAAAACACUUGGCACGGCGGCACAACAAACCUAUCAUACCCAUCCACCACAUGGAAGCACACGCAUUGAUUACCAGAAAAGACCAAGAAAUUCCAUUCCCGUUUCUAGUUCUCCUAAUAUCGGGAGGGCAUUGCUUGCUAGCAGUUGCACAAGAUGUUGAUAAGUUCCUAUUACUUGGAGAAAGUAUUGAUUGUGCUCCUGGCGAAAUAUUUGACAAAGUGGCAAGGAGAAUGAAACUGAAGAAUAUUCCAGAGUACUCUAAAAUGUGUGGAGGACAAGCCAUUGAGAUGGCUGCACUGAAAGCAACUAAUCCUCAGAUGUUUAAGUUUCCAUUACCCCUUGCAGACUAUAAAGAUUGUAAUUUUAGCUUCAAUGGUUUGAAAACAUCAGUUUUACUUCAGGUUCAUAGAAAAGAAAGAGAUCAUGAGAUUAAAGCUAACAAUGUUAUACCCGAAUUGAAUGACCUGUGUGCCGCAAUGUUGGCAGCAACAUCCAGGCAUCUAGUGCAUCGGUUGCAGAGAGCUAUAGAAUUCUGUCACGAUAACAAUCUUAUUCCAGAAACCAAUAAAAAGUUAGUUGUCUCUGGUGGAGUAGCUUGUAAUAACUAUAUAUUUAAUGCUUUAACCAUGCUGUGCAGUGAAGCCAAUUAUAAAAUAUAUAGACCAGAAGCUAAGCUUUGUACAGAUAAUGGGGUUAUGAUUGCAUGGAACGGCUUAGAAAAGUGGCAAAGGGGUAUAGACAUAGUGAAUGACUUUAAAACAUUAGAUAUAAAGGCUAACAGUAAAUUAGGAGUUAGCCUAAUAGAUAAGGUUAAGGAAUCAAAAAUACAAACUAAAUUGAUGAAAUUAAAUUUAUAAAUCAAAAUCAA
Molecule: messenger RNA, 1359 nt
Organism: Plutella xylostella (diamondback moth)
Lineage: Eukaryota; Metazoa; Arthropoda; Insecta; Lepidoptera; Plutellidae
Product: tRNA N6-adenosine threonylcarbamoyltransferase, mitochondrial
Biological process (GO): tRNA threonylcarbamoyladenosine modification
Cellular component (GO): mitochondrion
Source: RefSeq, a predicted model, not a curated record